Molecule: messenger RNA, 1006 nt
Organism: Triplophysa rosa
Lineage: Eukaryota; Metazoa; Chordata; Actinopteri; Cypriniformes; Nemacheilidae
Product: matrix-remodeling-associated protein 7-like
Exons: 4
Coding region: 106-762 (218 amino acids)
Source: RefSeq, a predicted model, not a curated record
UCCGGUGUCAGUAUCAACAAAACAUUUAGCGAAAAAUUGAUCAAGGGCUGGUCAAGACAGUUAUAUUUAGUAAUUUCAGAAACAGAUAAAUAAUUUCGCAGGUGCAUGUUUGAAAAGCAUGCAAUUAUUAAAUUACCCGUGUCAGCAAAGAAGAAAGUAAGUUAUUUCAUAGACAUAAUGGAGGCAUCCUCAGACUUAUUUUUGCCAGCUUUGUUAUUUACGUUGCUUGCAAUUAUUGUAGCAGCAGUUAUCACUCGUGCGCCAUCAAAGUGCACGCAUCAGACCACUACUGUUGUGAAUGACAGAGACACUGGAGAAGAAUCGCACAACAAUGAAACAAACUGCAAUGCAACGCAUCAUCCAGAGACGGUGCAUCAAUCUAAUGCAAAUACACCCAAAGAUGAAACUAUUCAAUCGGAUUCUAGCCCAGAUCAUGAUGAAGUCUGCAGGUCAGACUGUGCAGAUUACAGAAGCAGCAGCGGAUGGGAGGAAGAGAAUUCAUCAGAGUAUGGGAUGAGAAAUGCACUGAGGGAUUAUAACCUGUCACCUGAUGCUGAAGAGAAGCCCUUAAAGUACAUGGCUGGCAUACUGAGGGCCAGUCAGCUUGAAAAGAUGAUGACCAAAGAAGAACUGGAGGAAGAGCAGAGGGUUCAGCGAGAUCAGCUAGCUGCCAUUUUCCAGCUACUCCGAGACAAACAAGAGACAUUUGGCGAUGUGACACAGAGCGAUUUGGAAGAACAGCUUAAACUCUACUCUAUUUAAGUCUGUUUUUUUCAGACUUUUUCUGUCUGUCUAUCAUAUACAUUAUGUAUUAUACUAUUAUGAUAUACUGUACUAUAAAUUGCUGUACAAUGUACUUACAUAAUGUAUAAUAUAUCCAUUUAGGAAUCUCAAACCUAAAGUACCUACAAGUAGAUGGUAGUUUUUAGUUGUUUUGAGAUAUCAUGGAUAUUAUUUAAUUAUUAUUAUUAUUAUUUAACGAUUAUUUUCUCUAUGUAAUUUAUUA